CACGCUUGCGCUUAUCAUAAGUCCGCAAAGCGAGAAGCUUGCUCAGAAGGCUUGGUGUUCCUCAGCUUGUACGGAGAUCAAAUGAUUCUGCCCGUCCAGAUGUUGACUCGUUGUGAUUGAUACUCGCUAUAAUCCGGGAACUGACCCGGCAGCAUGGGUGUCCAUGGCUUGUGGACUGUCGUGCAGCCCUGCGCAAGGCCCAUCAAGUUGGAAACACUCAACAAGAAGCGUCUGGCAGUUGAUGCAUCGAUCUGGAUCUAUCAGUUUUUGAAAGCUGUCCGUGACAAGGAGGGAAACGCCCUGCGCAAUUCUCACAUUGUUGGCUUCUUCCGCCGGAUAUGCAAGUUGCUCUACUUCGGGAUCAAACCGGUCUUCGUCUUCGAUGGCGGAGCUCCAAUACUCAAGCGGCAAACUAUCACAAAUCGAAAGAAAAGACGUGAGGGCCGCCGAGAAGAUGCGGUGCGAACCGCUGGGAAGCUGUUGGCCGUGCAGCUGCAGAGGUCAGCUGAGGAAGCCGCAGCAGCGAGCCGGAGGCGAGCUACUGACCGCGUGGAGGAGGUCCCGGAUAAUCCCGUGUAUGUCGAAGAUGCUUUCAUGACCGAGAAAGAGAAAACCCAGACGCGCGCCUUCCGGAAGAAGGAUGCCUACCAUUUACCAGAUAUGCAAGUCUCCCUCGAGGAGAUGGGGGCUCCUAACGAUCCCCGCAUCAUGUCUCGUGAGGAGCUUGAAGAGUACGCGAGACAGUUUCACCAGGGUGAGGAUAUUAAUUUGUAUGACUUCUCAAAGAUAGACUUCGAUAGUCCCUUUUUCGUCAGCCUGCCGGCUACGGAUCGGUACAACAUCCUCAACGCAGCCAGACUCCGGAGUCGCUUGCGUAUGGGUUACUCGAAGGAGCAGUUAGACACCAUGUUUCCUGAUCGUAUGGCUUUUUCAAAGUUUCAGAUCGAACGCGUCAAGGAAAGAAACGAUCUUACGCAACGCUUAAUGAACAUUAAUGGCAUGAAUGGUGAGGAGGCAUUCUACAAGUCUGGACAAAGAAUAGCCGGCGAAAGAGGAAAGGAGUAUGUUUUAGUGAAGGAUAAUACUAUCGAGGGUGGCUGGGUCCUCGGUGUGGUCGGAAAUAAAGAAGGCCAGGAGGACAAACCAAUCGAUGUGGACCAGUAUGGCCAGCACCAGGUGGUGGCUCCAAAGGAGGAGUUUUCUGAUGACAGCGAUGGCGGCUUUGAAGAUGUUCCAAUCGAAGGCCUCAAUCGACUUCCUAAGCUCCCUUUCCUGCGACAAGGUGCAUUCGACGAAUCGCUUAUGGACCAAAUGCGUGGAGAGUUAGAUCGCAGAAGACCUUCGGACAUCAUGGACGAUGACUCUUUGUUCGUCCGAAGUGACCGACGCUCUAGCUUUGCAAAUGAUGGACAAAUUGAUGGAGACGAUAUGUUUCAUGAUCCAGAAGAUAACGACGAGGAGCUUCAGCGUGCUAUACAAAUGUCCCUAGAAGCUCCAACCCACGUCAAUGAAGACAAGGACAUGCCAGAAAUUCAAUUGAAUCGAAAUGAAAAUCCAUUAUCGCAGUACAGAGACGAACCGGUGGAUCUAAUGGACGAAAGUGAAGAUGAUUUUGACUUUGCUGCUGCUCUGGCUCAGUCCAAGAGGACCGAAAAGACUGGUACAACUACUCGUGUGGCCAACCCCUUUGCUGGCCCCCUACCUUUCGAAUCGAUGCAGCUUAUGAAGCCAAGUCAAGUCAAUGAGGCACCGAAGAUUUACCAAGCCGAGAAAAGUCAAGCCAAGGGUGGUGAAGAAGCAACAAAAGCUAAGAAGGAAGCUUUACCUUUGCCGCCAUGGUUCUCAGCGGCGGCUCAUGAUGACCAUCAAGCCGGCUUCAUUGCAGAAGAAGCUGAUAAUCGACUAGCCGAAGAAUCUCGCGACGAGAAGCCAGACGCGGACGCACUUUUUGUACGUGAAAAGCCAACGGGAUUCAAACACUCUACUGGCGAAUCCACAGACAGAAAAGAAGUCAUUUCUUUAGACUCUGAAUCAGAGUGGGAAGAGAUUUUGCCUGAAUCUUCGAAUGCUUCGACGACACACACAUCGAUGGCGGCUCCCAGCAGCAAAAGGUCUAUACAAUCACAGCCACCUGCUUCAUCACCUGAUCAAAACCUGAAAGCUGUCGAAUCAAAUAAUGCCCCUGAAGCAUCUCUAACAAAUGAUAUCAAAACCGGCGAGAAUGACGGCUUAAGCACCGCGCGGUCCGAAUCCUCUCCUACUCCUGAGUUUGAGGAUGUUGCCAUACCGUAUGCUGACAUGGCUGACAAUGCUGAGCCUGCAGCGGAAGACGUCUUUGAGGACGUCCUGAUCACAAAUGGCGACAGCAUUGACAGCGCCAAGUCUCCCACAGAGAACGCACCAGUUUAUGAUCUUGUUGAGACAGGAGACGGCAUUGAACAGGAUGACUUUUCCGAUCCUGAAGAUGAGGAUUUGAUGCAGCAGCUUGCAGCCGAAGGCGAGGAACAUGUUCGAUUCGCCGCCGCAUUGAACUCCGAGGUGAAUGCCGGAAGUGCGUUCGACUACGAGCAAGAGCUGAAGCAGUUGCGCUUCCAACAGAAGAAGGAUCGCAGAGAUGCGGAUGAGGUGUCACAAGUCAUGAUUACUGAGUGCCAGCAGUUGUUGGCGCUCUUUGGCCUUCCAUACAUCACCGCGCCCAUGGAAGCCGAGGCUCAGUGUGCGGAGUUGGUUUCUUUAGGACUCGUUGACGGCAUCAUCACGGACGAUAGCGAUUGCUUUCUAUUUGGGGGAACGCGGAUAUACAAAAACAUGUUCAACCAAGGCAAAUUCGUUGAAUGCUAUUUGUCUUCUGACUUGGAAAAGGAAUAUGCCCUUCACCGCACCAAACUGAUUAGACUUGCUCAUCUACUGGGGAGUGACUACACGGAAGGCAUCCCAGGAAUCGGCCCUGUGACAGCGUUGGAGAUUCUGACAGAAUUCGCCGACUUGGAAGAAUUCAACGAAUGGUGGACACGAGUGCAGACGGGGGCCAAUUUGAGCGAAAACGAACACGCCGCCUUCUACAAGCGCUUCAAGAAGCAAGCCGCAAAGAUCUUCCUGCCGCCAUCUUUCCCUGAUCAUCGGGUUGAUGUGGCAUACCUUGAGCCUGAGGUGGACUCCGACCCUUCACCUUUCCAAUGGGGCGUGCCUGACUUGCACGGCCUACGCAAUUUCUUGAUGUCAACGAUUGGAUGGAGCCAAGAGCGGACGGAUGAGAUUCUCGUGCCUGUGAUCCGCGAUAUGAAUCGUAGGGAGCAAGAAGGCACGCAAUCGAACAUCACUAAUUUCUUUACCGGUCCCCAGGGUGCUGGCGCAUUCGCGCCUCGAGUCCGUAGUGGUGGUCAGAGUCGGAUGGAAAAGGCGUUCCGUCGCCUCCAACAACAGGCCGGGAAUAUCCAGGAGGAGCCAGAAGCGGUAGACGGAGAAGCAGCUCUUACUACUGAUCUCCUGCCCGAGAAUCAGCCGAAUAAUGGAGCAGCCACCAAACGUGGGGCGCGCAGAGCACGUCAGGAGCAGGACAAAGACAAGGUCUCGAACACUAAGAAGAGGAAAAUCCGCGGUGGGGCCAAGCAGUCCGAUUAGUGCUGUAACAUACCAGUGACCAGCAAAACGGCGUCAAGUGUAGUCUUAAACGACAACUCCCGUUUGUCUCCCAGCAGUUCCUCCCGUCGCAAUCCUCU
Aspergillus saccharolyticus JOP 1030-1 is the source of this 3719-nucleotide messenger RNA. RefSeq names its product ssDNA endodeoxyribonuclease RAD2. Bases 154 to 3621 code for a protein of 1155 amino acids. The transcript has 2 exons. Gene Ontology annotation, cellular component: nucleus. Gene Ontology annotation, molecular function: DNA endonuclease activity; single-stranded DNA binding. The record is from RefSeq and is a predicted model, not a curated record. Gene Ontology annotation, biological process: nucleotide-excision repair. Lineage: Eukaryota; Fungi; Ascomycota; Eurotiomycetes; Eurotiales; Aspergillaceae.